GCUCAGAGGGCUCGCGCUCGGCUCGCGGAGGAUGCGUUGACGCUGAGCAUUUAACCGACAGCGGCUGUCUCGAGCAUCCCUCGUUGGCACCGCGGCGGACGCAGAGGGGGACGACGGAGCGGAGGAUGCGGGGGACGUGCGGGAGGAUGACGGACCGAGGCGCCACGGCUACGCGCUGUUUUCUCUGGAGCCUGGUUCUCUGGUCGCUCUCGUCGCGCGCACAAGGUUUUAUCUACACAUGUGGCGGUACGCUGAAAGGCAGAAACGGCACUAUUGAGUCGCCGGGCUUUCCCUACGGCUAUCCCAACGGGGCCAACUGCACCUGGGUCAUCGUCGGGGAGGAAGGAAGUAGAAUCCAGCUCAUCUUCUUGUCGUUCGCCAUAGAGGAAGAAUAUGAUUUCCUGUCCUUGUACGAUGGACAUCCCCACCCUGCUAACUUCAGGACCAGGAUAACAGGCUUCCAGGUCCCUGCCCCGGUCACGAGCACGGGGAACGUGUUCUCGUUGAGGCUGACCAGUGACUUCGCUGUCUCCGCACAUGGCUUCAAACUCAACUACGAAGAACUUCAAAGUACAUCCUGUGGAAACCCGGGUGUCCCGCCCAAAGCAGUGCUGGGUGGUGGUGGACGUUUCGCUGUGGGGGACCAAGUGCGGUACAGCUGUGUCCCUGGUUAUGUCUUGGACGGCCACGCCACGCUCACCUGCACCACCAAUGCUGGAAACACGGCCGUGUGGGACUUUCCUGCUCCGAUAUGUCGAGCUGAGGACACAUGUGGGGGCACUGUGAGGGGCGGCAGUGGGGUGGUGACCAGUCCCGGUUACCCCGGCAACUAUGGUAACCAGGCCGACUGUACUUGGAUCCUAUUGGCCGAACCUGGAGACACCAUCUCUGUCAUCUUUACAGACUUCCAGACAGAGGAGAAGUACGACUACCUGGAAGUGGAGGGAUCCGAACCACCAACCAUUUGGUUGUCGGGCACUAAUGUCCCAUCCCCCGUCGUGAGCAGCAAGAACUGGCUGCGGCUGCAUUUUGUGACCGACGCCAACCACCGCUACCGUGGUUUUAGCGGACAUUACCAAGUGAAGCGAUCGGUAGAUUUUAAAUCGCGGGGCGUUAAAUUAUUCCCUGGCAAAGACUCCGGCAACAAGUUUUCAAUAUUAAAUGAAGGUGGUGUGAAACAGGCGUCCAACUCCUGCCCUGACCCCGGAGAACCGGAGAACGGGAAACGCCACGGCAGCGACUUCAGCCUUACCAGUGAGGUGCACUUCACCUGCGGAGAAGACUACGUUCUCCAGGGCAGUAAAACUAUCAGCUGCCAGAGAGUGGCUGAAGUCUUCGCAGCCUGGAGUGACCACAGACCCGUCUGCAAAGUGAAGACGUGCGGCAGCAAUCUUCAAGGUCCUUCAGGAACAUUUACGUCUCCAAACUUCCCGAUUCAAUACGAGAGCAACGCGCAGUGUGUGUGGAUCAUCACCGCCUCAAAUCCCAACAAGGUGAUCCAGAUCAAUUUUGAAGAGUUUGACCUGGAGAUAGCCUACGAUACUCUGACUAUAGGAGACGGAGGAGAAGUUGGAGAUCCUACAGCUAUACUGCAAGUCCUCUCGGGCAGCUUUGUCCCCGACUUGAUCGUCAGCAUGACCCACCAGAUGUGGCUCCACCUACAGUCGGAUGAGAGCGUUGGAUCGAUAGGAUUUAAGAUCAACUAUAAAGAGAUAGACAAAGAGAGCUGCGGCGACCCCGGGACUCCCCUGUACGGCGUGAGGGAAGGCGACAGCUUCUCAAAUGGCGGAAUCCUACGAUUUGAGUGCCAGUUUGGCUUCGAGCUGAUCGGAGAGAGGACCAUCUCCUGCCAAGACAACAAUCAGUGGUCGGCAAACAUCCCCAUGUGCAUAUUCCCCUGUAUGUCCAACUUCACAGCCCCCGCAGGCACCGUCCUCUCCCCAGAUUACCCAGAAGGCUACGGGAACAACAUGAACUGCAUCUGGCUCAUCCAAUCUGAACCGGGUUCCAGAAUCCACUUGGCUUUUAAUGACUUUGACCUGGAGGCCCCGUACGAUGCCCUGACGCUGAAAGACGGCGAGACAAACGAGGCCGUCGUCAUCGGGAGGUUCUCGGGAGCCGAGAGUCCUUCUCACCUGACGUCCAACACCAACACGCUGAGGCUGGAGUUUCAGGCUGAUCACUCCAUGUCAGGGAGAGGAUUUAAUAUCACCUAUAGCACGUUUGGCCAUAACGAGUGCCCGGACCCUGGCAUCCCUAUCAACGCUCGUCGCUUCGGAGACAGCUUCCAGCUGGGCAGCUCCAUCUCCGUGGUCUGCGAGGACGGUUUCAUCAAAACCCAGGGAACCGAGACCAUCACCUGUCAGCUGGAAAGAGGGAAAGUCAUGUGGAGCGGGCCCAUCCCGAAAUGUGAAGCACCGUGUGGAGGCCACUUCUCAGCCCCGACUGGAGUGAUUUUGUCUCCCGGGUGGCCUGGUUACUACAAAGACUCCCUCAGCUGUGAGUGGGUGAUUGAAUCAGAGCCUGGACGCUCCAUCAAAAUCACAUUUGACAGGUUCCAGACAGAGCUGGGCUAUGACUUCCUGGAGAUCCACGACGGGCCCAACCUCCUGUCCCCGCUGGUCGGCUCCUUCAACGGAACCCAGGUGCCCCAGUUCCUGUUCAGCAGCAGCAACUUUCUGUACCUGCUGUUUACCACCGAUAACAGCCGGUCAAACGCUGGAUUCAAGAUAAUAUAUGAAAGCGUGACGGUGGACAGCUACUCCUGUCUGGACCCUGGUAUUCCGGUCAAUGGUAUUCGCUACGGACAGGAUUUCUCCAUCGGCUCCACGGUGUCAUUUGGCUGUGACUCAGGCUACAGACUCAGCCACGAGGAGCCGCUGGUGUGUGAGAAGAACCACUGGUGGAGCCACGCUCUGCCCACGUGCGAUGCGCUGUGUGGCGGAGAUGUGAGGGGUCCCUGGGGUACCAUCCUUAGUCCCGGCUAUCCAGACAGCUACCCUUCAUCUCUCAACUGUACCUGGACUGUUGAAGUCAGCCACGGGAAAGGAGUCCAGUUUCAGUUCAACUCCUUUCAUCUGGAGGACCAGCAUGAUUACCUCCUGGUUACCGAGAACGGGAGUUUCCUUCAACCGCUGGCUCGCCUGACUGGCAACGAGUUGCCUAGCAACAUCAAUGCCGGUCUCUAUGGCAACUUCAAAGCUCAGCUGCGAUUCGUCUCUGACUUUUCCAUCUCGUACGAAGGCUUCAACAUAACUUUCUCCGAAUACACCUUGGAGCCGUGCGAGGACCCCGGCAUGCCUCGCUUCGGCCGGAGGACCGGCUACAGCUUCGGUGUAGGCGACACGUUGUCUUUUUCCUGCAAUGUGGGCUAUCGGCUGGAGGGGGCGCUAGAGUUAAUCUGUCUGGGCGGUGGGCGGAGAAUGUGGAGCACUCCUCUCCCAAGAUGUGUCGCGGAGUGCGGCUCCUCCGUCAUAAACAACGAAGGGAUCCUUCUCUCACCGAACUACCCGAUGAACUACGACAACAACCACGAGUGCAUCUAUAGCAUCCAGGUGCAAGCUGGGAAAGGCAUCAACAUCUCUGCCAGAACCUUUCAUCUCGCCCAAGGGGAUAUACUCAAGAUUUACGAUGGCAAAGACAACGCAGCCCAUGUUCUCGGAGCGUUCACGGGAACGUCCAUGUUGGGCCUGACGUUGAUUUCCACUUCAAACCAUCUCUGGCUGGAGUUUUACACUGAUCCAGAAAGUGCGGGGGAAGGAUUCAAACUGGUAUAUUCAAGUUUUGAAUUGUCUCACUGUGAGGACCCGGGCAUCCCUCAGUUUGGCUUCAAGGUCAACGACCAAGGUCAUUUCUCUGGGAGCAGCAUCACGUACAGAUGUGAGCCCGGAUACACUCUGCACGGAGCUACCACACUGAAGUGUAUGACGGGGGAGAGGAGAGCCUGGGACAACCCCCUGCCUUCCUGUAUCGCGGAGUGCGGAGGUCGUUUUAAGGGCGAGUCUUCCGGUAGGAUUCUUUCACCUGGAUACCCGUUUCCCUACGACAAUAAUCUGCGCUGCACCUGGACCAUUGAGGUGGACUCGGGAAAUAUUGUGAGUCUUCAGUUGUUGGCCUUCGACACAGAGGCCAGCCAUGACAUGCUGAAGGUCUGGGACGGGCCGCCUGAAAACGAGAUGUCUCUGUCAGAGAUCAGCGGGUCCCUGCUCCCCGGGAGGAUUCACUCCACACUGAACACGGUCACCGUCCAGUUCGAAACCGAUUUCUACAUCAGCAAGUCGGGAUUCGCAAUCCAGUUCUCCAGCUCGGUGGCCACGGCCUGCAGGGACCCCGGCGUACCGAUGAAUGGCAGUCGGAGCGGAGAUGGCCGUGAGCCGGGGGACUCCGUGUCCUUUCAGUGUGACCCGGGAUACGAGCUCCAGGGGGACGACAAAAUCACCUGUAUACAAGUGGAUAACAGAUACUACUGGCAGCCCAGCCCGCCUGUCUGCAUCGCUCCCUGUGGAGGAAACCUAACAGGCUCCAAUGGGUUUAUUCUCUCCCCUAACUACCCACAUCCCUACCCUCACUCCAAGGACUGCGAUUGGCUCAUCGCCGUCAACUCUGACUACGUGUUGUCGCUGGCCUUCAUCAGUUUCAACAUCGAGCCAAACUAUGACUUUGUGUAUAUCUAUGACGGCCCGGAUAGCAACAGCCCUCUGAUUGGUAGCUUCCAGGACAGCAAACUCCCAGAGCGGAUAGAGAGCAGUUCAAAUACCAUGCAUUUAGCAUUCCGCAGUGAUGGGUCUGUGUCUUACACGGGCUUCCACCUGGAAUACAAAGCCAAACUGAGGGAAUCGUGCUUCGACCCAGGUGUGGUUCUGAAUGGAACCAGGCUGGGAUCGGAUUACAAGCUGGGCUCCACGGUCACCUUCUACUGUGAAGCAGGAUAUGUUCUGCAGGGCUACUCUACUUUGACCUGCAGUAUGGGAGAUGAUGGCCGACCUGGAUGGAACAGGGCACUGCCUAGUUGUCAAGCGCCCUGUGGAAGUCGUUCUACGGGAUCAGAUGGGACCGUUUUAUCUCCUAAUUUCCCCAGGAACUACACCUCUGGUCAGACGUGUAUCUACUCCAUAGCUGUACCCAGAGAGUUCGUGCUCUUUGGUCAGUUUGUGAUGUUCCAGACAUCUUUAAACGAUGUGGUAGAGAUCUAUGAUGGGCCCACCCAACAGAACACACUGCUAUCUUCACUGUCUGGAUCCCACUCUGGUGAGUCCCUCCCUCUGAGUUCGGCAAACCAGAUCACCAUAAAGUUUACCACAGUCGGAUCGGAAACUGCCAAAGGAUUCCACUUCGUCUACCAAGCGGUACCAAGGACCAGUUCCACCCAGUGCAGUUCGGUCCCAGAGCCUCGUUUUGGGAGACGGCUCGGCAACGACUUCGCAGUGGGCGCCAUGGUGCAGUUUGAGUGCAACCCUGGUUAUGUCCUUCACGGCUCCACCGCCAUCCGCUGUGAGAGCGUCCCAGACAACCUGGCCCAAUGGAACGACACCCUGCCAACAUGUAUAGUUCCCUGUGGGGGUGCAUUGACCUUUCGUCGCGGGACCAUCCUGUCACCUGGCUAUCCGGAGCCGUAUGACAACAACCAGAACUGUGUUUGGAAGGUCUCCGUUCCAGAGGGGGCUGGAAUACAGAUACAAGUGGUGAGUUUUGCCACUGAGCACAACUGGGACUCCCUGGAUUUUUACGACGGCGCAGACAACCAUGCACCACGACUGGGCAGCUACUCUGGCACCACCAUCCCCCCCCUCCUGAACAGUACAUCCAACAACCUCUAUCUCAGCUUCAGCUCGGAUAUCAGUGUCUCAGCUGCUGGGUUUCACCUGGAAUAUACAGCUAUUGGGCUGGAGUCGUGCCCAGAGCCUCAGACUCCGAACUACGGAAUUAGACAAGGAGACAGAUUCAUGGUCGGAGAUGUUGUGCAGUUUUCGUGUGAACAAGGAUACUCUCUUCAGGGCAACGCACAUAUUACCUGCAUGCCUGGUCCUGUUAGAAGAUGGAACUACCCUGUACCACUUUGUCUCGCCCAGUGCGGUGGGUCCAUGACAGAUGUAAGUGGAGUGAUUCUAAGUCCCGGUUACCCAGGCAACUACCCCAGUGGAUUAGACUGCACAUGGACAGUCAACUUACCUGUCGGCUUCGGCAUCCAUCUCCAGUUCCUGAACUUCUCCACCGAAGCGAUCCACGAUUACUUGGAGAUCCGCAGUGGAACGCUGGAGACGGGCUCGGUCAUCGACAGGUUCAGCGGCCCGGUGAUCCCCAAAGCUCUGUUCAGCACCACCCACCAGACCAGCUUCUUCUUCCACAGCGACUACUCACAGAACAAGCCGGGCUUCCAUAUCACAUAUCAAGCCUAUCAGCUCCAGAGCUGCCCGGACCCCCGGCCUUUUCGAAACGGCAUCGUGAUCGGCACGGACUUCAGUGUGGGGAUGACGGUGUCGUUUGAAUGUCUGCCCGGCUACUCUCUGAUCGGAGAUGCUUCGCUCACGUGUUUACACGGAAUCAGCAGGAACUGGAACCACCCGCUGCCACGAUGUGAAGCUCUCUGUGGUGGGAACAUCACGUCAUUAAAUGGAACCAUUUACUCUCCCGGUCACCCGGAGGAAUACCCCAACUUCCAGGACUGCGUGUGGAGCGUGAGGGUUCCGCCCGGACACGGGAUCUACAUCAACUUCACCGUGCUGAGCACCGAGCCAAUAUACGACUACAUCACCGUGUGGGACGGUCCAGACCAGUCCUCUCCUCAGAUCGGCCAGUUCAGUGGGAACACAGCUUUGGAGUCGGUCUACUCCACCUCCAACAUCAUCCUCAUCAAGUUCCACUCGGACUUCUCUGGAGCUGGCUUCUUUGUCUUAAGCUACCACGCCUACCAAUUAAGGGUUUGUCAGCCUCCUCCAGAAGUGGCCAGCGCUGACGUACUGAUGGAGGACGGGGAGCUGGAGAUAGGUGACAUCAUCAGGUACCGAUGCCAGCCUGGCUUCUCAUUGGUCGGCAGCGAGAUUCUCACCUGUCGCCUUGGAGAGAGACUGCAGAUGGAUGCCCCUCCUCCAACAUGCCAAGUCCAAUGCCCGGCACACGACGUGAGGUACGACUCAUCAGGUGUCAUCCUGAGCCCCGGUUGGCCAGAAAGUUACCCCAAUCUCCAAAUGUGUUCGUGGAGCAUCACAGUAGAGAAAGGAUACAACGUCACCAUCACCUUCGAGAGCUUCCACACGGAGAGAGAGUUCGAUGUGCUGGAGAUAUUUGAUGGCUCCACACCGAACAGUCCCACUCUGGCCACGCUGAGCGGCGACCUGCCCACACCCUUCAACCUCACCACCUCCGGCCACCAGUUCCUGGUCCGCUGGUCCUCAGACCACGGCACGAACAAGAAAGGCUUCAAAAUGCGCUAUGUUGCCCUGUACUGCUCCACGCCCGACUCCCCCCUCCACGGCUCCAUCUCCUCUCAGAGCGGCGGCCACAUCAACAGCGUGGUGCGCUGGGCCUGUGACCGUGGAUACCGUCUCAUUGGCAACGCCACGGCGACCUGCCGACGCUCAUCGCUCGGCAACCACGCGUGGGACUCUCCUGUCCCAGCGUGUCAAGCGGUUUCGUGCGGGGCGCCCAAGUCUCCAACGAACGGCGGCACUUUAACGGCCGACUACUCCGUCGGAACGAGAGUCUCCUACUUCUGCAACGACGGGUACAGACUCUCCAGCAAGGAGCUGACGUCGGCCAUCUGUCAGCCCGACGGAACGUGGAGCAACCACAAUAAGAUACCGCGGUGUUCUGUGGUGGUAUGUCCCAGCAUCGGGUCGUUCUCUCUGGAGCACGGCCGCUGGAGGAUCGUCAACGGCUCGCACUAUGAAUACAGGACGCGAAUCGUGUUCACCUGCGACCCGGGGUACUACCGAUUAGGCCCCGCCCACAUCCAGUGCCUGCCCACUGGCGUGUGGAGCUGGAGGAACGAGAGACCACACUGCCAGGUUAUCUCCUGCGGCGAGCUGCCAUCCCCGCCCAGCGGGAAGAAGAUCGGCACUCAGACCUCAUUCGGCGCCACGGCCAUCUUUACCUGCGAUGCUGGUUUCAUGCUGGUGGGCUCGGCCGUCAGAGAGUGCCUGUCCUCUGGGCUCUGGAGUGGAACGGAAACCAGAUGUUUAGCUGGCCACUGUGGAAUCCCAGAAGGCAUCGUGAACGGUCAGGUGAUCGGGGAGAACUUUGGUUACCGCGACACGGUCGUGUAUCAGUGUCUCCCCGGCUUCCGACUAAUAGGCUCAUCGGUUCGAAUCUGUCUCCAAGACAACCAGUGGUCUGGCCAUCUGCCCGUCUGCAUAUCGAUCAGCUGUGGCCAUCCAGGAAGUCCCAUAUAUGGUCGCACGGUGGGAAACGGCUUCAACCUCAACGACGGGGUCAGCUUCAUCUGCAACCGGGGUUAUGAAAUGGAGGGGCCUGCACGCGCUCAGUGCCAGGCUAACCGCCAGUGGAGCCACCCGCCCCCAACGUGUAAAGUGGUCAACUGCUCUGAUCCAGGCAUCCCGGCCAACUCCAUUCGACAGAGUAAAAUAGAGCACGGCAACUUCACCUUCGGCACCGUGGUGUUCUACGACUGCAACCCGGGGUAUUACCUGUUCGGGUCGCCUGUGUUGAGCUGUCAACCUACGGGACAGUGGGACAAACCCCUCCCCGAAUGUAUCGUCGUAGAUUGCGGCCAUCCCGGCUCUCCACCCAACGGCGUGCUCAACGGAGAGAAGUUUACAUUCGGUUCAACGGUUCGAUACUCCUGUCUGGGCGGGAGGCAGCUGAAAGGAGAGUCAUCCAGGACGUGUCAGCUCAGUGGGAUGUGGAGUGCCCCCAUGCCCUUCUGCUCCGGCGACACAGCUGGUUCCUGUGGCGAUCCCGGCAUCCCCUCCCAGGGUUCACGGGAACAGACGGAUUUCAGGAUCCGUUCCAAGGUCUACUUCAGCUGCUCGGAGGGCUACGAUCUGAUUGGCUCUUUGGAGAGGAUGUGCUUCCCCAACGGGACCUGGUCUGGCACGCAGCCCUUCUGUAAACCUGUCCAGUGUGGUAACCCUGGCACUCCCAGUAAUGGCAGAGUGUUUCGCUUGGACGGAACAACGUUUUCUCACUCCGUCAUCUACUCCUGCAUGGACGGCUACCUGCUCAAUGGCGCCACCACCAGGCAGUGUCAGGCCAACGGGACCUGGUCGGGAAUACAACCCAACUGCACCAUGAUAAACUGUGGGGAUCCCGGUGUGCCAGCGAACGGCCUCCGAUACGGAGAGGACUUCACGAUUGCUCAGAAUAUUUCCUUCCAGUGCCAACCGGGAUACAGGAUGGAGGAGGACGGAUCGGCAUUGAGGACGUGCACCCAAAACAGCACAUGGAGUGGGAACAUGCCGAUAUGUACAGCGGUGACCUGCCUGGCUCCCCCUGCCAUCAGUAACGGGGUACUGCAGGGCAGUGACUUUGAAUGGGGCAGCAGUGUGAGUUACAGUUGCUCGCCUGGAUAUGAGCUCUCAUUCCCAGCUGUCCUCACCUGCGUGGCCAACGGCACCUGGAGCGGCAUGCUGCCACAGUGCUUACCCAAGUUUUGCGGUGACCCAGGAACUCUAGUCGGUGGCUUCAGAGAGGGUCGGAGUUUCAUCUAUCAAUCAGAAGUGUCCUUCACCUGCGCUCCGCCCCUCAUUCUGGUCGGCACUGCAACCAGACUUUGUGAAAGUGACGGCGCCUGGAGCGGGACGCAGCCGCGCUGUAUCGAACCGACCAAAACCAGCUGUGAUAACCCGGGGACACCACGCUACGGCUCCUUAAACCGGACAUAUGGUUUCAAGGUGGGCAGUGUGGUAUCCUUCCUGUGCCAGCCAGGUCAUUUGAUUCAGGGCUCCUCCUCCAGAACCUGCCACCCUGAUCUGACAUGGAGCGGGACACAACCCGAGUGCAUACCCCACGCCUGUAAGCAGCCAGAGAGCCUGCUCCAUGUGGACGUGGUGGGAAUGGAUCUGCCUGGUUUUGGCUACACCCUGGUGUACAGCUGUCAGCAUGGCUUCUUCCUGGCGGGGGGCUCCGAGCACAGAGUCUGCAAGAACGACGGCACUUGGACCGGGAAGAUGCCUUUAUGUCGAGCCGGAGAGAAGAAGAAACCUGUGAAACCAGUGACGGGAACUCCCAGCCCCAAACUAAACGUUCCCGACGACGUCUUCGCUCCUAACUACGUAUGGAAAGGUUCCUACAAUUACCGCGGGAGGAAGCAGCCCAUGACACUGAGCAUCACCAGCUUCAACUCCACGACCGGGAGGGUCAACGUCACCCUCAGCAACGGCAACAUGGAGCUGCUCCUCUCAGGAGUGUAUAAGGCUUCUGAGGCCAGGCUGUUACUGCUGAUGUACCAGGUGAACUAUGCGAACCAGGGAAACCAGCAGAAGGACUCAGCCAUCACUCCAGCCAAGAUCAUUGAUGACUCCUGGACCAUGGAUGGAUUUGUCUCAGCAGAGCCUGAUGGUUCCAGUUAUGUAUUCCAGGGUUUCAUUCAGGGAAAAGACUACGGACAGUUUGGACUGCAAAGACUAGGUCUGAAUAUGUCGGAGAGUCAGAACUCACCUCCCCCCCAGCUUGGUACCAACAGCAGUUCGGUGGCUAUCGCUAUCCUGGUGCCUUUCUUCGCUCUGAUCUUCACUGGCUUCGGCUUCUAUCUCUACAAACAAAGAACCACACCAAAAACACAGUACACCGGCUGCUCAGUCCACGAAAACAACAACGGCCAGGCUGCCUUUGAGAACCCCAUGUACAACACCAACGCCAAGGCCGUGGAGGGCAAGGCCGUCAGAUUUGAUCCGAAUCUAAACACCGUCUGCACCAUGGUCUGAGGAUUGACCAUCCUCAUUUGAACUGAAUGAAUCAGAUAUCUAAUGGGACCACAAUCGGUACGAGGCUGCGGAGAGGGGGGGAGAAGCCCAGCGCUUCUUCUCACAACACGGCCUAUACUACGAUUCCAAAAAAGACCAUCAGUCCCAGUUUUGGCACCUUACCGCCCCGAGCCGAGGGGAAACUGUCCACCUGAAACCAAAACUCAGUGCCGGUUCCUUGCCAUUCCUCACCAAAAGAAUUUUGAGUCCACAGAUUGAAAUGUCCGCUGCCUUUGACAGAUGCAACACAGCCAGUGUGAACUCACAGUGAGAUGUGAUGUCCAACCCACUGGAGGAUUAGACUACCGGAACCCCAGGACUCUGCAGGUCAUGGAUAGGGUAUCCCUCGAUUCUGCACAGUCUUUAUAGUUUGAGCUCUCAUUCACAGGAAGUAACGAAGAAGCCACGUCCAACAAGUCGAACAUCACGACAUGUUUCCAGAGCCCUGUGCCGUGUUUUUUGUAUCUGACACUGGGCUGCGGAGAUGGGCGCUCACUCUCACCCUCUGUGACCGUUCGUCCUUUGCCUUGAGAAAGAGCGAGCACGUUCUCAGUGCUCUCCGGGCAUGGUUGUACAUCACAGAGACAUACUGCACCACAAAAGAUGGCUUGAUUUCAUUUAUAUCAUGUUGCCCCACCCCCCGGCCCCCCUCCCAGCUGUGCUGAACAACAUGAUGUGAAGUGGAUGUCACAGAUGACACUGUGAAGCGAAGAAAACUGCAGAGCACCAGUAAACCAGACCGACUCGUCUUGAACAGGAGACCCAGAAAGGAACACCUCCAUGAAAACCAGAGGCUGGCUACACCGGUCUCUUUUCUUUUUCUAUUACCAUGGAGGCUAAGCUGGCUAAUGCUAGCAGACACUUGCUUUGAAAAGAGACCAACUCCGAAGCAGAGGACGAGGGCGGCCCUGGAGACUGAGCUGUAAUCCUGACUGAACUGGGAUUAGAGCGAAGCAAAACAAAAAGAGUCUAAAGGGGGAACUGGUGUUGAUAUAACAAAUGAGAAGAGACUUGCUCAUCUCGUGGAUACACAGCUCAUUUUCUUCCAAUGGAUAAGAGAGGAGGCGGCGCUGGAGACCAGCCCCCUAACAGGACAAAAAGUCGAGUGAGGGAGUUAUCAUUGGAGAAGAUGAGAUCUCAUGAUCCCAACGCGGCCAAUCAGAGCCUGUCUAACCUGAAAUCAGUUACCGAGAGAGGUCGUCCCUUUGCAUAUUGAAUCAGAUCAGACAGAUUAUGGCCUUUGAGGAAUUAUGUUCCUGAUCCCGCGACUUGAAAUGGAUCCUGACGAGAAAAAAGACGCUGAGCGGAUACAGAGGACUCUGAUGGACUAACAAAGCAAAAGACUUUGACAAACAGAGGAAGCUCUGGCACUAAAGCACAUUUUACAGAAACACUACCUGUCUACUUGCCGAGAGAUGGAUUAACACAGGGACAGGAGGGUAGGUUAGAGAGAGUCUGAGCGGAAGACAGAAAAGAUGACAGGAAUGCACGUGAAUAACAAAUAAAAAAAAACUGAGAGCAGACAGGUGGGAUUACGUCCAACAGGAAAUCGACAGGUUCAACAAAAGACGAACAGGGUCUUAAUUAAAACUCUGCGGACUCCGUCGUCCAGUGUCUCCACAGGUUUAACUGUAGAUUUACAGGCCAACAGACACAGGCUGACAGACAGGAGACACUGACAGACAUACGUUGACCAGCAGGCGUAGAGAAAGACAAACAGGGUUCGGGCCCUUUUAUUGUGGAUGCAGCUCCACUGUUAUUCUGCACUCCGCGAGUGCUUAUCUUCUUUCUUUGUUAUUGCUGCAGAAUCUUCUGAUCUGUAAAUCUAUUGCAUAUAUAUUCGGGAGCAUUCACCACCUAUAUUUUUCUGCUAUAUAUUUACCACAGGGGAGGGGCUGAAGGGGAAAGACAGAUUAUAGCGGUUUAUAGAAAAAAAUGAAAGAAAGAAAUAUAAAGAUAAAAGAUAUGACAAAUAUGUGCCGUCCGCAGAAGUCACAAGCAGCGUUUUUGUUUCCUUUGUAACGCGGAGUUGGUUUAUUUUAAACUUCUUGUUUAACGUGCAGUUCCUCACAUGGUCACUGUCUUUCCCACUGAGGCGAUCACGAGUGUCAGUGGUGCUGUUGUCGUCAUUAUUGUUGAGAUGCAAGAUUUUGCCAGCAAACAAUCACGCUGUUAAAAGUUAAUGUCUCGUGCCGCAUUUUCCACAGGUGGCGAGGAUUUUGUCAAGCGUUCAUAGAUUGAGUUUGCGCUGCGGUUGCCAUUUGUCUGCCUCUUUACGUUGAGCUGCGGAUACACAGAAGUGUGAUUGUCACCAUUGUGUCACAGCUGUAUUCUGACCUAAUACAUAAACACUGUAAUGUAAUGAUAAAAUGUGGCCACAGAAAGUUGCAGAGAUGUCAACAACCCUCAGUGUUGUUCGGUAAACACAGAAACUCUACAUGACCGAACUCUCAUUUAGCUGCAACUCUGAUUGACGUUGUUUUUUUCCACUGAAUCUCAAUGGUCUAUUGUAAUUGCAAGAAUCCUCCUAAUAUUAAAGGUUCAGUGUGUAGACUUUAGUGACAUCUAGUGGUGAAAUUGCAUGUUGCACCUGAAUACCCCUCACAUCACCCUCCACCUUCCAAACAUGAAGGAGCACAACUGGUAGCCUUCAGUUGUCAUACAAACUGAAAAGGUUUAGUUUGUCCAGUUUGGGCUACUGUAAAAAAAAACAUGGUGGUCCCGAUGUGGAUAUAAAGUAUUUAAAUAUAAAAGACCCAAUCUAGGAUAAAGACAACAAAAAUGUGUAUAGUUUAGAUUAAACACACUAGUGAAAACACCACUAGGAUUAUUUUAUAUUCAAUUUCUGACAAUAUAUCCCUUUCACCUAAAUCUAACACACUGAACCUUUAUUGGUGAUAAUUGCUAGAAAACCAUCCAAAGUGUAAUUUGUGGAUGAUUCGACUAACGAUCUUGUUUAGUUGCUUAAUGUACAAGUUUACCAGUUGUUCAUAAAACCUCAAAAAGACGAGGGGUCUGUCAAUUUCACCCUGAGGUUGUUUAUCAUUGACUUUUGAUUUUCAAGCUUCCUCCUGUGUUGAACCUGUGUUUGGUCUCUCAAAUCAAUACUGACCUGUCAGAGAUCAGUCGAAUUCUAAUUUCCCUUCGUACUGAAAUCCCCGUCAAUCAUAAACCGGCAUCCUCCAUUUACCAUCCUUUCAUUUUAGAUUUAAGAGAAAGUAUUCUACCUGUGGCACGUCCACGGCGUUGCACACUAGUUUGUGUAAUAACAACAGAUAGAUUUCUGUGAUUCCAGUGUUUUGUGUGUUGUACUUCAAAAGCUAAAAGAACUUGAAUCUAAUUUGUUUGAGAAACAUUAGCUUUUAGACGAACUGGCCACAAUCUUAAGAUUUCAACUUAACAAUUGAGUCAAUUCAUAAACAGCCGAGUCCAUUGAGACAUUCCUUUGCUUUUACUCUUUUAAAUUUCAUAUAAAGAUGGCCUUAUGAUCUCAGCUCAUUGUCCCUGGCUGGUAUACGUUUUCAAAUCUGAUCUGCCACAUACUCUGAAAGUAUAUAUAUAUAUAAAUACAAAUACAUACAGGCAUUUUAUUUUGAUCUGGCAGCCUCUGGAUGCUGUUGUUGCACAUGUAGUUUGGCCUUUCUGGUGGUUUCAUGUGACCGUUAAUGAAUCAGUUAAAAAGUAACCUGUUUUAUUUUUGUGUUAAAUCAUUGACAACAUCCAUACAGUAUAAUAUUUUAUUAUUUUAAGGAUUGGUCCUCGAAAUGCAGCUUAUAUUCUACCUAAAUGUCUAUUUAAUUGUUCUCUAACGUGACAGGAAAACGCGUAUCGAUGAGCAUGAGUUUUCAUGUUUUUAAAAAAGUAUUUUAUUCUGUAUUGAAGAGUGGAGUAAGGGAAUCCAUCGAGUGAGCUUGGACCCCAACACGUGAUGAAUACCAAUAGCUUUUGGCACCAUUGUGUGAGCGAUACUUUGAUUUCCAGACCCCCUGCUGUUGUGGCCACUGGCACCAACUGCAACCAGCUGCCAGAAAAAGAAAAAACUCAUCUUUAAAGUCAUAUUGGAUUUAAAUAAUGAAUGCGGCUUCUUUGUUUAUCCACGCUGCAACUGUCCCGCUCUGUAUCACCAUGGUGACAUUGUUCCUUAUUACGGUCUGGAUUGAUUGUUGCUGCUGUUGUUGUCGUUGUUGUUAUUGCUGUGUUUUUUGUUUGUUUGUUUUCUUCUUUUUAUUUUCGGUAUGGAUCUGACACAGUGCCUACCAAAAACCAUGGGACCCUCCCUGUCAUCUACACACACACACACACACACACACACACACACA
Molecule: messenger RNA, 15238 nt
Organism: Platichthys flesus (European flounder)
Lineage: Eukaryota; Metazoa; Chordata; Actinopteri; Pleuronectiformes; Pleuronectidae
Gene: csmd3b
Product: CUB and Sushi multiple domains 3b
Exons: 72
Coding region: 126-10880 (3584 amino acids)
Biological process (GO): regulation of dendrite development
Source: RefSeq, a predicted model, not a curated record